AUGACCACAUGUAGGGCACGGUGGCCACGUGGUCUUCGCCACGUGUCCCACGCGUGGCCUCCCCACCGCAGGGUCACCACCAUCCACCUGGGCAAGCACAGCCUCUACAUGCGGGAGUGGGGGGAGGCGCAGAAGAUGGUGCAGAAGUUCAUGCCCCACCCCGGCUACGACCCCACCACCAAGGACAAUGACAUCAUGAUGAUGAAGCUCCUGACACCCGUCGUCCUCACUGACAGGAUCCAGCCCAUCCCCGUGGCCUCCUGCCUCCCGGACCCUGGGACCACCUGCGUCACUUCAGGAUGGGGAGCCACCACCUCCCCAGAAGGUACCUGGUACCCGUGGCCUCUUCUAGAUCCCUGGGUCCUCUCCUGGAGGUCUGAGUCCCUUCCUGGAGGUCUUGGUCUCCUCCUGGAAGCCUGA
Tauraco erythrolophus (red-crested turaco) is the source of this 420-nucleotide messenger RNA. The record is from RefSeq and is a predicted model, not a curated record. Lineage: Eukaryota; Metazoa; Chordata; Aves; Musophagiformes; Musophagidae.